UAAACAGCUUGGCGUGCGUUCCGAAGGUGACUCAGAGAAGACGACGCACCUGACACUCACCUGACACUCGGUCGGGCAUUUAAAGAACUGACACUGGACUUUUAACGGAAUCGUAAAGCACUGUAUUAUUUACAACAGACAAUAUGGAUGGGGAUGACAGUAUUACAGAGGAUGAAUGGACAUCUAUGAAGAGGCGAUUCAGCCUUGAAGGGUUGGAAUGGGAAACGCAAGAUCAAAACAUGAAAACUCUUCAAGUGUGGCGGUUGCUAGUAGAUGCCGAGGCCAAUCUAAAAGCAGUACGACACAUAAAUGAUAAGCUGAGGAGACAGCACGAUCAAGAAAAGGAGGAACUCGAGGAGUACACUGAACACCUCCGACAAAAAUGCGAAGAAAGAGUAAAGGAAUUGGAUAACGAAGUGAAGACUCUCAAGGAGGAUCUGGAGGCCCUCCUUGCUGGAACACAGGCGGUGGGAACGAUGCUUCUGAAUGAAGGGCUGGAGGACGUAGCUCAGAGCACCCUGGGAGAGCAAAUAGCCUACCUACUUGUAGAAAGGGCAAAACUGAAUGAAGAACUCAUAGCUGCUAGAACCAAGCCUGCAUCAGACAGGGAGAAGGAACUGACUACACAGCUUAUUAAGGUUAGCACAGACUACGAGCUGCUUAAACGAACACAGCAGGAGUCCGAGGAAAAGCUGGCAGAGAUGACUGACAGGGUGUCAUUGCUGGAGAAAGCCUCGCGGCAAUUAGAACUAAACAAUGAGUCUUUAGCCUACAAGCUAUCCGAGGCCUUAGCCGAAAUAGAGGAAAAUGAGAACCAACUGCGCCUGUAUAGUAAGAACUCCAAUUUCAAACGGGGCGAGUCUCCGAGGGUGAGCUUGCGCAGCCAAGAGGAUUAUGGGCCACCAAGCCUAAGGAGUCUGCCUAUCUCUGAGAACUCUUUCAUCCGCCGAGACUCACAGAGGAGGAGUGGCCGCAAAGGAGAAUCACCCAGGAGUAGUAACAGGCAGAGAAAACAUGAAUCAGCGAGAGGCGAGAGAAGCAAGUCAGCGGGACGAAGCCUCUCCAGACAACGGCGAGUCAGCAGAUCAGGAAGUCUGAGGCUUGAAGAAGGUGAAGCCGGAGAACGCAGGCUUUCUGAUGCUGUGGAGGCGGGACUGCUUUCCGGAGAUAGGAGCUUUGAUAUAAAUGACGUACGCAGGAGUAGUGUUAUGAGCUCCAGUGCCUCCUCUCCCAGGAAACUCCAUUCACUGCUUGAUACCCAAAUACAGACUGCGAAAAGCCAGAUUAAUAUGUUAGAUGAAGUGAAACAGCUUCAGGAAGCUAAUGUUCUCACAUGUCACAGUGAAUCAGCGAGAGGCGAGAGAAGCAAGUCAGCGGGACGAAGCCUCUCCAGACAACGGCGAGUCAGCAGAUCAGGAAGUCUGAGGCUUGAUGAAGGUGAAGCCGGAGAACGCAGGCUUUCUGAUGCUGUGGAGGCGGGUCUGCUUUCCGGAGAUAGGAGCUUUGAUAUAAAUGACGCGCGCAGGAGUAGUGUUAUGAGCUCCAGUGCCUCCUCUCCCAGGAAACUCCAUUCACUGCUUGAUACCCAAAUACAGACUGCAAAAAGCCAGAUUAAUAUGUUAGAUGAAGUGAAACAGCUUCAGGCUGAACUGGAGACCAUGAAGAAGGACUUGCUAGGUGCUGGUGACAAGUAUGAAUUCAUAGUGAGGAAGUAUGAAUUGUACAAGAUAAAAAGCAAGAGCAAAGUUUAUUCUAUAAAAUCAACAUACCAAACUGAACUGGAAGGCCUGCAGAGACAGAACAACAGCCUGGAGGCCCAGGUCGCCCUCCAGAGAGAUCAGCUCCGGUCGGAUGAUGCCCUCAGGAAGGAGCUGGAGAGUGACUUGGCCAGUGUUCGGACAGAGCGUCAGGAAAUGGCAGUGAGGGUGCGAGAGAUUGAGAGGGAGUUGCAGAAGCGAGAUCAAGAGAUUGGACUCCUUCAGGAAAAAGUGAAGCUGUUGCAAGAGAGGAACCAGCAGCUUAAUGAAAAACUGCAGGAAAUGAGUUUAGCAGCCAUUGUUGGAUGAUAGUGUGAUUUAUUAGGUGAAUGCGGAUAAUUCUUUGACAUUGCAUGAUAGAUUUAUAUUGCAUGUAUUGCUGAUUCAGAUAUGUGUAUUUAUAAAACUAUGCCAGUGAUUCAACCUGUUACUAAGAGAUACCAUGAUCUGUGAUUCAUAUCCGUCCAUAUCCCUUUUUCUUUUUCCCUUUCCCGUUCCCGUUCCUGUUCCCUUUCCCUUUCCCUUUCCCUUUCCCUUUCCCUUUCCCUUUCUUUCCCUUUCCCUUUCCCUUUCCCUUUCCCUUUCCCUUUCCCUUUCCCUUUCCCUUUCCCUUUCCCUUUCCCUUUCCCUUUCCCUUUCCCUUUCCCUUCCCCUUCCCCUUCCCCUUCCCCUUCCCCUAUCCCUUCCCUUUCCCCUUCCUCUUCCUCUUCCCCUUCCCCUUUCAUUUUCCCUUUUUAGAAUGGAUUAUUAUAAGGCAACUCAAGGUCCAUUGAUAUAAGUCUUUCUUAAUAUUUAAUUAGUAUUUAUUAUGUAACACAAAGCUUUAUUGAUCCUAGUCACUUAUGAUAAUAGUCAGGAUAAUUAAAACAUAAUUAAGUACCUCAAAAUAUCCUAUGUAAGUGAUGUCUUCCUUCUAGUCUUGACAGAAGAAGAGAAAAUACUAAUAUUGCUAUCAAUAUUAUUAUUUUAUUUUAUUUAUCUAUCUUACACUUUAAAUGUCUCUCUUUUUUGUUAAUGGAUUUGUUUUUGUUUAUAUAGAGUUUUGUUAAGCAAAUCAAAACUGUAAAUUAUAUUAUCUUAGAGUACAAGCCUUAUCUGUUUUUGUUUUUUUCUGUUUUAUUGAGAUACAAUUGUUAUUUGAAAGGUACAAAUUGUAAACAAUAAAAGUACAUGAACAGUAUUGUAGAUGUCAUUAUUAUUUAUACAUUAUGUACUCAUAUUUAUUUGAAUUGUAUAAAGAAUGAUACAUUUCA
This is a messenger RNA of Penaeus indicus, 3010 nucleotides long. Its product is annotated as myosin-9-like. The record is from RefSeq and is a predicted model, not a curated record. NCBI's taxonomy places the organism in Eukaryota, Metazoa, Arthropoda, Malacostraca, Decapoda, Penaeidae. The coding region runs from base 144 to 2066 and encodes 640 amino acids. The transcript is spliced from 15 exons.